This is a messenger RNA of Calliphora vicina (urban bluebottle blowfly), 857 nucleotides long. It is a transcript of the gene bai, whose product is annotated as Transmembrane emp24 domain-containing protein bai. Gene Ontology annotation, biological process: Golgi organization; intracellular protein transport; endoplasmic reticulum to Golgi vesicle-mediated transport. Lineage: Eukaryota; Metazoa; Arthropoda; Insecta; Diptera; Calliphoridae. The transcript is spliced from 5 exons. The record is from RefSeq and is a predicted model, not a curated record. Bases 75 to 695 code for a protein of 206 amino acids. Gene Ontology annotation, cellular component: endoplasmic reticulum; Golgi apparatus; COPII-coated ER to Golgi transport vesicle.
GUCAGUUUUCUUAUAUUUUUUAUUGUGGCGAAAAGAAUUUUUAUAAAGCAAAUUAAUUAUAAUAUAAUACUAAAAUGAAAUUAACAGCCACUUUAUUCGUUUCACUAUGUGCAUUAAUUAGUUAUGUGAAUUGUGUCAUGUUCCAUUUGACGCCAAACACGCAAAAAUGUCUCAAAGAAGAUAUACAGGCCAACCAAUUAGUAAUGGGCGAAUAUGAGGUUUCUGAUGUACCCGGCCAAGUGAUAGAUUAUAUUGCUCGCGAUACUAAGGGUCACAUUUUGUCACAAAAGGAACACAUAACAAAGGGAAAAUUCAGUUUCAUGUCUGAAGUUUACGAUACUUACGAAAUUUGCUUUAUAUCAAAGGUACCACCACAUCAACGAGGAAUUGCUCAAGAGGUUUCACUUGUUACCAAAAAAGGUGUUGAAACAAAGAGCUAUGAGGGUAUUGCUGAAGCCUCAAAAAUUAAGCCCUUGGAAGUUGACUUGAAACGUUUAGAAGAUUUGUCAGAUUCUAUAGUAAGAGAUUUUGCUUUAAUGCGUAAACGCGAAGAGGAAAUGAGAGAUACUAAUGAAAAAACAAACAGCCGUGUUCUGUUCUUCAGCAUCUUUAGUAUGUGUUGUCUUUUAGGAUUGGCAACAUGGCAAGUUCUCUACUUACGCAGAUAUUUCAAAGCCAAAAAACUCAUUGAAUAGGUUAUUAUUGCAUAUUCCGUUCCAAGUGGAUCGUAUAAUAUUUAGCCAGACAAGGAAGAAACUCUGGUCAAUUAAUGGUCACGUUUAUUAUAAAUUUCAUUUAAAAUAGUACUCACUAUUCUCGUCUAACCAUUUAAACUAAAUAAAUGUUUCUUAACUGUA